AUGUGGUUUGCACCGCUGUUGUCGCUGACGUGGUUACUUGGCGUUACUGCGACGAUAUUAGAAAAUGGUCAGGAGAGAUUGAAUCCGUAUCCGGGGCAGGCUUCGAAAGUUUCUAUUGAUGAUUCUUGGAGGAGAUAUGAUACCGACGCGUCGGAGAUCUCGUAUAAGGGGCGGUGGGAUAGUGGGUAUACAUCUUGGUGGUCUGUUCCAGGUGUUAAGGUUGGAUUCACUGGGGAUAAGCUCGCGUUGAAAUUUGGCGAGAACACGUCUCAGAAUGUGCUCGUUGCUUAUCGGGUCGGUGGGCUUGAUUGGGAGUUCUCGAAUGUUACGGCCAACUCGGCGUACCAGUUUGUCAAGCCCGGAUCGCCGGCGCUGAAUGGGACGGAGUAUGGGGAUGAUAAGACUCACGAACUGGGGCUAUGGAUAAGUUUUACCCUGUCCAUUAGAUGUCCCCUGCUCACUGUUCGCACCGUCCAGAUUGACGGCGUGUCAGUUGCUUCCGAUGCGCGGCUUGUCAAAGCGCCGGAGUUUAAUAAGACAGUUGAGAUAAUUGGGGAUUCGCUGGCCUCGGGGCAAUAUGCUACUUACGAGGGUCUCGCUUCCUGGGGCUUCGACUUUGCAGCUGGUUUGGGUAAUGUUGAGUACACGAUCACAGCGUAUCCGGGGAUUUGUCUGGUAGACAAAAAAUGCUAUGGGGGUGACGCUCGUGGCAUGACAUAUCAAUGGUCCCGCGCGUCAGACGUCGGCGAUCGUGCAAAAGCAGCAUUUGGUGACGAACCUGAAUCAUGGAAUUUCACAGCCCAUCGCGCGGCCGACCUGGUGAUCAUUAACCUCGGCACGAAUGACGGGAACGCCAAGAACAACAUCCCCAGCGACGAUUACUAUCAAAGCUACGUCAAGAUGAUCGAGGAAGUGCACCGCGUUUGGCCUAAGGCGCAGAUUGUCCUUAUGUCUCUUUGGGGCGAUUUCACCAAGUCCGGGUCAACAUGGGUGCAACAACCUCUCUACGUAUCGGAGGUAAAGAAAGUAUAUGAGCACUUCAAGAAAGACGGAUACGUGCACUACUUCGACACGAAGGGUAUUCGGCAGCACAACGAUAUCUCGCCGGGCGGGCAUCCAACCGACGUGGGCCAUCUUAAGGUCGCGAGCCAUCUCAUGCAGUGGACAAAAAUUAAGCUCGGUUGGGAGUUCGGAGCUACGGGAGCGGAGGUGCAACAUGACACCACCUAUUGGAAUAACCAAGAGAGCUACAAACGGUCCGUCUCCUAUGGUUUUCAAUGUAAUCUAUGA
Aspergillus alliaceus is the source of this 1290-nucleotide messenger RNA. Its product is annotated as SGNH/GDSL hydrolase family protein. NCBI's taxonomy places the organism in Eukaryota, Fungi, Ascomycota, Eurotiomycetes, Eurotiales, Aspergillaceae. Gene Ontology annotation, molecular function: carboxylic ester hydrolase activity. The transcript has 10 exons. Bases 1 to 1290 code for a protein of 429 amino acids. The record is from RefSeq and is a predicted model, not a curated record.